Molecule: messenger RNA, 3336 nt
Organism: Merops nubicus (carmine bee-eater)
Lineage: Eukaryota; Metazoa; Chordata; Aves; Coraciiformes; Meropidae
Product: complement C4-A-like
Exons: 26
Biological process (GO): complement activation
Cellular component (GO): extracellular region
Molecular function (GO): endopeptidase inhibitor activity
Source: RefSeq, a predicted model, not a curated record
AUGGACAGGCUGGUACUUCUGAUGAGCUUUUGUUCCCUGCUGUCCAAUACACAGCAAGCACCAUCAUUUCUUAUUACUGCCCCAAACGUGGUGCAUUUGGGCACACAUCAGACAAUAACAGCUCAGGUCCAUGGAGCACAGCACCCUGUGCAAGUUACUGCAUACUUCAAAGAGGAGACAAAAAAUUGGCUCCUAUCAGAGAGGAUCCUCUUUAACCUUAACCAAAAUAACAACUACCAAGAGGUGAAAAAAGUACUGGUCCAAGCAGAGGCUCUGCCACAGGAUGUGUUCAAGAAGAACAGUCGGCCCUCUGUUCUGCUGGUCACUGAGAGCAGGGAGCUUUUUGGGGAGACCACUCAAAGCACUCGUGUCCUCCUGUCUUCCAGGAAAGGCUACAUUUUCAUUCAGACAGACAAGCCUGUGUACACACCCAGUUCCAAAGUAAAAUACAGGAUCUUCAUUCUGGACAGUGCUAUGAGGCCAGCAGAUGACACAGUUACAGUUGCUGUGCUAAACACAAAAGGGAUGGUGGUGAAGAAGUCGAAUAGGAAAAUAAAGGCAGCCUUCAGUGAAAGCUUUGAAGUACCUGACAUUGCUGAGCCUGGAACGUGGAAAAUCAAAGCCUGGUUUCAUCAGUAUGAAAUGUCUAAUGUUUCUGCUGAAUUUGAAGUCAAAAUUUAUGAGCUUCCAUCUUUUGAAGUCAAACUCAUCCCACUUCAGCCAUACUACCACAUCUGGAAUGAAAGCUUCGGGUUUGAUAUUGAGGCAAAACACUCUUAUGGGAAGGGGAUUCAAGGUGUUGCAUAUGUGAGAUUUGGCAUCAUUGAUGAAAAUGAGAAAAAAGUCUUUCUUCCAGGCCUGGAACAACAGCUUUCAGUUCAAAAUGGGAAAGGAAGAGUUACUUUAAACACACUGCUUUUGGAAGAGAAAUUAAGAAAGAGUAUUUCCACUCUGGAAGGAUUUCAUUUGUAUGUUGCUGUUACCACUGUAGAAACUGCAAGUGGUGAGAUGAGGGAAGAGGAACUCAGCCACAUUAAGUUUGUGAAAUCUCCUUAUAUCAUUGAUCUGUCCAACACCAAGAAGUAUUUUGUGCCUGGAGCUCCCUACUCUGUUGUGGCAUCUGUCUCUUUGAUUGAUGGCUCUCCUGCUGCCUCUCUACCUGUCACUGCUACUGUUACCUUGCCUGGAAAACCCACCAUGAAGAAGACUGCGCUUUCUGACAAAGAGGGUCUCAUCCCCUUCACAUUUGACAUCCCUGCAGAUGCUCAGGUGCUUCAAAUAAUGGUAAAGGCAGAAGAAGGAAAAGAAAAAUUAGAAUCACCAGAAACUACCAUCAGAGCUGAAAGAUACCAGUCUGCUUCCUCAAACUACCUCAGCAUCAGCAUCCCACACACUGCUGUGGCACCUGGAGAUACCUUACACAUCACCUUGAAUGCUAUUCAUCAGCCUGGCAGUGGGAAGAUCGACUAUUUCUAUUAUAUGGUUGUGGCAAAAGGACAAGCUGAGCUUUUGGGAAGGGUCUCCUCUUCAAACAAAGUAAUAAACCUUAAAAUCACCCAGAAGAUGGUGCCUGCCUUCCGUUUUUUAGCUUACUACUUCAUUGCAAAUGAGGGCCGCCAGGAGAUUGUUGCUGACUCUGUGUGGGUGGAUGUUGUGGAUGUCUGCGAAGGAAAGAUUAAAGUCAGAACAGACCAAGAGAUGUAUGAACCAACAGACAACAUCAACUUACUGAUUGAAACAGACCACGCAGGAACAGUUGCCUUAGCUGUGGUUGACAAAGCAGUGUUUAUUCUGAACAAGAAAAAUAAGCUUACAGCCAAAAAAGUGUUUAAUGCUAUGAAUUCGUAUGAUCUUGGAUGUUCUGCAGGUGGUGGUGCAGAUAGUGUUCAAGUUUUUAGUGAUGUUGGUCUGGCAUUCUUAUCAGACACAAUUAAAUCCAAUGUUCGAGAGGGCUAUACAUGUCUCCAGGUUAGCAGAAGACAGAAGAGAUCCUUGGAUUUUCAGAAGAAAAUGUCAAUGAUUGCCAGCAAAUAUCAAAACACUGAGCUACGAAAAUGCUGUGAAGAUGGAAUGAAAUUAAAUCCCAUGAGGUUUUCUUGUGGGAAAAGGCUGACAAAGGUGGCUGGCUCCCCCGAAUGCAGAAACGCCUUCCAGGAGUGCUGUGAAAAAGCCACAGCCCUCAGAAAGGAGGCGAAGAGGAGGAUGGACGUGGGCUUGGCACGAUACUAUGAAAACCAUGAAGAAAUAGGUCUGUUUGAUGAAAUUUCUGUCAACUUGCGCAGUUAUUUUCCUGAGAGCUGGUGGUGGAAUUUUGAAGAAGUGAAAAAUCCUGGAAACCAUAGUGUAAGAAACGUGGCUCCUGACUCUAUAACUACCUGGGAAGUUCAGGCAAUAAGCAUAUCUCCUCAAAAAGGAUUUUGUAUAGCUGACCCCCACACUUUUGCAGUUUUCAAAGACUUUUUUGUAUCCCUGAGAUUACCAUACUCAGUCAGAAGACAUGAACAACUAGAAAUAAAAGCAGUGGUUUACAACUAUCUGCCCAGCGACCUCCAGGUGCUGGUGACGAUGGAGGCGGUGAAGGGGCUGUGCACCGCGGAGGCCACGGAGAAGGACGUGCAGCUGAGGCUGGAGGUCAAAGGGAACUCGGCCACGCCAGCCUAUUUCUCAGUUGUCCCUCUGACCGUGGGGGAGAUCCCCAUCAGCAUCACUGCUUUCGACACGGUUUUGGGGCACAGUGACAGCAUAAGGAAGAACCUCCGUGUUGUGGCUGAAGGUGUUUUACAGAGAGAAGAACAGACCAUUUGCAUUAACAGUGGCUUGCAGUCCCAUAUACUGGACCUGAAGAGACCAGCUGAUAUGGUACCAGGUUCUGACAGUCAUGUGUUUGUUAGCCUGAAAGGGAAUAUUAUGGACGAAUCUGUGGAAAAUUGUCUUAGUCUCACUGGAGUUGAGAAACUUAUCCAAGUGCCCACAGGCUGUGCAGAGCAAACUAUGGUGAAGAUGGCCCCUGCAGUCUAUGCUAUUGAGUACUUGGAAGCCAGUGAGCAAUGGACCAACUUUAAUCCUGAACGCAAGGAGGAAGCCUUUGGCAUGAUUGAGAAAGGUUAUACUAGACUGCUUGAGUUUCAGAAGGUGGAUGGCUCCUAUGGAGCAUUUAAAACAACCCCUAGUAGUGUAUGGUUAACUGCAUUCAUUGUUAAAGUGCUCACAAGGUGCAAAGAAUACAUUCAUGUCCAAGACAGUCAUAUACAAAACUCGAUUUCCUACUUGAUUAAUCAGCAGCAGGCAGAUGAUUCAUUCCAUGACCAUCACCCAGUAUUGGACAGGAAGAUGCAG